AUAUGGCACAGCCCAUCCGGCAGCUGACCAGAAAUAACCACUCUCAGGAGAGAGAAAGCAUCCCGUUUACUGUGAUAAACCGUAAAGAAAAGUUUGGCAAAGUGCUUUAUGAGAAACGGCAUUACGAAAAGGGCAAGUGGGCUUGUGUCAAAGUGCAAGAGGACCAGUAUGAGCAGAGCGUCUGCCUCGGAUUCAUGAAGAUUAUGAGAUACAUUUGUGAGCAGAAUUCUUCAGGGCUGUAUUUGGGGAUGACUGUUCCUAUUGUGACCAUAAUUCACAUCGGUAGAUCUGCAUCAGACAUCACAAGAUUCGUGACGGUAGCCUACUACCUCCCUGGUGGACUGCAGGAUCAGCCACCAGAUCCCAAUGACCCCGACAUUGUCAUUGAAGAGUGGCCUCCAGCCAUGGUUUAUGCCAGGGGCUUCAGAGGAGUCACAAACGAAGACUCAAUUGCACGAGAAAUAAAUCUGCUGGCGGAACUUCUGGAAAGUCCUGAGCUGUGCUUGCAGGACACUUUUAUAAUUGCAGGAUACACCAAUCCCACCGCUGCUAUUCGACAGAAUGAAAUAUGGUUCCUCGAGAGACCAUAG
This is a messenger RNA of Euleptes europaea (tarantolino), 590 nucleotides long. Its product is annotated as heme-binding protein 1-like. The record is from RefSeq and is a predicted model, not a curated record. The transcript has 4 exons. Lineage: Eukaryota; Metazoa; Chordata; Lepidosauria; Squamata; Sphaerodactylidae. The coding region runs from base 3 to 590 and encodes 195 amino acids.